Paramecium sonneborni is the source of this 1061-nucleotide messenger RNA. The record is from the annotation of a GenBank genome assembly. Lineage: Eukaryota; Ciliophora; Oligohymenophorea; Peniculida; Parameciidae.
AUGGCUGAAUAUUCUAACUCAUUUUCAAAAUAAUUUAGAGAAGAUUAAGAAGAAUUUUUGAAUAUUGCCAUUAAAAAAUGGAAAUUUCAUAAGAAUUUUAAAAGAAACCUGAUAAUAUUUAGUAUAAUUGGUAUGAAUUUUGUAACAUAGGAAUAUUUUUAUUGGUUUUCGCAAUAAUAUUUUUAGUUUACAAUUUACAAAUAGUAGAAAAAGAUGUAUAUUAUGGAUCAUAAUGUACAAAAAAUGAAUUAAAUUGUGAAAUAUAAAUAGAAAUAUCAAGUGAUAUGACAGCACCAAUAUUUGUAUAUUAUCAACUGGAAAAUUUUUAUAGAAGAAAUAGAAAUUAUUUCAAAUCAAAAUCUGUUGAAUAAUUAAAAGGAAAUGUAGAUGCUGAUCUUUCUAAUUGUGGAGAUUAUUAAACUAAUUCUGAAAUGGGUAGUACUGUUUUAUAAAUAAAAAUACAGUUAAAGUACAAUCUUAUGAUGGAAGUACAUUAAAAAAGAGUGAAAAUGCCUUUCCUUGUGGUGAAAUAGCUUAUACUUAUUUUACUGAUACAUUUAAAUUAAAAAGUUCGAAAGGAGAAUUAAUUAAUAUAGAUGAAAGUGAUAUAGCUUGGGAAAGUGAUAGAGAAUAUAAUUUUAAAAAUCCAGAAGGAUGGGAAAAGUUUGCUUGGACUAAUAUAGAAGAUGGUAAAAUGUUUAAAUUGAACUAAAGAACAUUUUAUGGUUUGGAUGAGAACAGCAGGUUAGGGAAGAUUAAAAAAAUUAUGGGGAAGAAUUAAAAAUGAUUUAGUAAAAGGAUAAUAUACAUUAAUUGUUAAUAAUAGUAAUAAUUACUUUAAUUAAUUUAUUAGCUUAUGAUGAAUAAUUAUAUUCAUCUGAUAUGGUUAAAAGUUUCUUUAUGACAACUACAACAAUAUUUGGAUAAAAAAAUAUGGUUAAAUUGAUAUUUUAUAAUAGGUUCUUGUUGGAUCAUAUUUUGCUGGAGCUUUUAUAUGUUUAUGUUCAAUUAUUGUGCUUGUUGUUAUUUACUUUAGAGAUAAAAGAAGAAAAAUUAUUUGA